AUGUCUCACUUAACAGCCUUACUAAGAAAGAACUACAUAUUGUGGAAGAGGAAUUGUUGUUGUUCUGUUUGUGAAAUUUUGCUCCCUUUGUUUUUCAUUGGGUUAUUGAUAACAAUUAGGUAACAAUUUAUUUUGAAGACUAGAGCUUAAGUUGAAAUAGAUGAUAUUUCUGAAACAUCUUACCUAAAAGUCACCAAAGACUCAGAUCUGCCUAGGAUUUUAGCCCCAAACUUGAAUAACUUUCCAUAGAAUCCAAAUCAAGACAGUGAAGAAUUGUUGAAAUCACUGCCUUAAUUAAAGUAAAGACAUGAUUAUAUGUUAGGAACUGCAUAGACAAUACAAACUAUAAAGGAGCCUCCUACCGAAAUGGAUUGAUAGGCAUAGGUCCAGAAGAGAAUAGUUUGGCCUAAAAAUUAUCAACUUACUUCGUUGAUUAUUAUGGGUACCAAGUUAAGUGGUUCAAUACUAAUGAUGAAAUUGACGACUAUGUGAGAUCGGAAGGAUACAAUAAGUUAGAAGAGACAAAAGGACUCUGCUUGGCAAUAAUGUUUGAAACAAAUGACAUAAAUCUUAAGAAUUUUAGUUACUCCUUAAGAUUCAACACUUCAGAUUCAACAGAUUACAUAGAAUACCCAUUGAAUAGAAAGGACAAGAUUAACUCAUUUAAAUAGUAAUUAUCUUUUUUAUAUAUUUUAGUGAGGACCAAGAAAUUACUUACUUAUUUUAUGAAAAUGGAUUCUUAACUAUUUAAAAUUGGAUUGAUAAUUUAAUUAUUCAACAAUAUGAUACAUCUGCAACAAUAGAGCCUACACUCAGUCAUGUUAGAUCAAGAGAUCACAUUGAAGAUAAGUUCCCAGAUUUUGUAAACGAAGCCUAUGGAAUCUAUCUGGCACUACCUUUGAUGAUUGUGUUUUUAAGAAUGACACAUGGAAUUAUUUAUGAGAAAGAGAAGAAGUUGAGAGAAGGCAUGAAGAUAAUGGGAUUAAGCAACACUCAAUUUUACUUGUCCUGGAUAAUUCAGUACUUGUUAAUCUAUGGAAUUAUAGCAGCCUUGGCAACAGUUAUUCUAAGUAAGUCCUUAAAUAUAUUAUCUUAGAAAGCAUGAUAUUCCCAGAGUCUAAUUGGGGAUUUGUAUUCCUAAAUUACUAUCUGUUUUGCGUGGUUCUGAUAGUGCAAUCGCUCUUUUUAUCAGUGUUUUUCUCAUAAGCCUUAACAGGACUCAUAGUUUCAAUUGUUUGGUAUUUACUAAUGUUUUUAAUGCUGAACUUGGUACCUGCUAAUGCUAUUCCAAGUAGAAGUCAGUAUUGGGGAGUGUCAUUUUCAAGUCAAGCUUCAUUAGCAUUUUCAACUGGCGUGAUCACUCUUAUGGAAUCACAAGGCAAUGGAUUUAAUGAGUCCAAUUUGACAACUACCAUUAACAAUUACAGUAUUUCCAUAGCUUGGACUUGGCACAUCAUCAACAUUAUAGUCUAUUUUAUUUUAGCCGUAUAUUUAGACUAAGUAUUUCCAAAUGAAUGGGGUGUUAAGAAACAUCCAUUGUUCUUCAUUAGUUGGAUCUGGGAAAAUAACAGAACGGAUAGAGUAAGUCAUAAAUCAAUGUCAAUUGAAAGAAUGAAUACUCAUGAUGAUAAAUUUGAGGAGGUAGAAUAGGCUUUGAAAGAAUAAGAAUAAAAAAAUGAGGCCCUUAUUAUCAAAGGAUUGUAUAGAACAUAUCCCAAUGGAAAAUAGGCAGUUAGUAACCUCAAUUUAUCCAUGUAUUAAGGAUAGAUCUUUGCACUAUUAGGACAUAAUGGAGCUGGUAAGACUUCUACAAUUUCAAUGCUGACAGGAUUACUGGAAAUUACAAAAGGAGAUGUAGUUGGAUAUGGUUUGGAUGUCAAAACUUAAUUAUCAGAGCUAAGAAAGAUAAUGGGUGUUUGUCCUUAACAUGAUAUUUUAUUUGAUAAUCUGACUGUAAAAGAACAUUUAGAAUUGUUUGCUUAAUUCAAAGGAAUGAAAUCUAGUGAGAUUUAAGAUUAAAUAACUAAAAUAAUAGCUGAUGUUGACUUGACUGAUAAAACAGAUUAUCUCAGUAAGAAUCUAUCAGGUGGUUAAAAAAGAAGAUUGUCAGUUGCUAUUGCAUUUAUUGGAAAUUCAAAAUUAGUCUAUCUAGAUGAGCCUACCUCAGGAAUGGAUACAAGUGCAAGAAGAUACAUUUGGGAAAUGUUAAAGAAUUACAAAGACAAUAGAAUCAUAGUUUUAACAACCCAUUUUAUGGAUGAAGCUGAUUUCUUGGGAGAUAGAAUUGGAAUUAUGGGUGAAGGUAAAUUAUUGUGUUCUGGAAGCAGUGUAUUUUUAAAGAAUAGAUUUGGAGUUGGAUACAAUUUGACUUUAGUUAAGGACAGUACAUCAAUUGAUUCUUAACCAAUCAUAGACAAUGUUAUUAAAUAUGUUAGUUCAGCUACUGUUCUAUCUAAUGUUUCUGCUGAAGUAGUAAUGCAAUUGCCUAUUGAUGCAGUUGACAAAUUCCCAAACUUGUUUGAAUUCCUAGAUGGUAACUUGAAAUCAUUACACAUUGCCACUUAUGGAAUCAGCAUUACUACUUUGGAAGAAGUCUUCUUAAAAGUGGCUAAAAUUGGAGCUGGUCAUGAAUAAGUAGAGGAUGUACAAAAUAAAGAGAAGAAAGAUCAGAUUAAUUAGAAUGUAGAUUUAAAUAUUCAAAGAAUUGAAGGGUUCUGUUCCACUUUCUUUUUACAUUUGUUUGCAUUGAUGGAAAAAAGAUUCAGAAUUUUCAAAAGAGAUAUUAGAGGAUUGGUUUGUGAAAUUUUCGUGCCUAUUUUAGUGGUUAUUUCUGGAUUGGCUAUAAUGACUGUGAAAUGGAUCAAAGACGACGAUUUAGCUAUCAUUACACCAGGAGGUCUUUAUGGUGAUUUGAAAUUAUAAACGUUUUGGGGAGGAGAUUAAGCAGGACAAGAGUUAAUGCAAUAUUUUUCAAAUAACGAUUGGACCAUUUCACAAUUAUCCACAAAUUUAGAAUAAGCAGAUAAGGAAUAUUUUGAUUAAUUUGAAUUAAGGGAAAGUCCAGGCUGGUAUUUCUUUAAUUAAAUUAUUGGAUCCACUUAUUCCUAUUGGUUUUUACAGAAUUCAGUGUUUGUUCAAAGCUCUCCACUACUUUUAAAUCAAAUGAACUAGGCAAUCCUAAGGAAAGUCACAAAUACUGCUUCAGCUACUCUUCAACUAUCAUUUUAUCCAUUCCCCUAAACUCAUAAUGAAAAGAGUAUUGAUUAAUCAGUAGCUGGAUAUCUAUCAGCCUUUAUAUUUUCGAUUGGUUUUGCAUUCAUACCUGCCUCUAUUAUUUCAUUCAUAGUAAAAGAAAGGGAAAUAAAUAUUAAGCAUCAACAACUCGUUUCAGGUGUAUCAGUUCUAGCUUAUUGGGCAAGUAAUUGGAUAAUAGAUAUUGUCAAGCAUUUAAUACCUGCAAUCAUAAGUGCUUUAAUGGUGUUAGCAUUUGAUAUAGAUGCAUUAAUUUUGGAUGGUAAUUACGGAGCAGUAUUUCUAUUCUUCAUACUAUAUGGAUGGGCCAUCAUACCAUUUAGUUAUGCAUUGAGCUUCUUUUUCAAAGUGCCAGGAAAUUCAUUGUUAUCAUCAUUCUUCAUUCACCUUGUGUUUGGAUCAAUCAUCAGUAUUGUCAUUUAUGUGUUCUUCCUAAUUGAAACUACUAGAGAUGCUGCUUCCUAUAUGGUAUGGAUAUUUAGACCACUUCCGUCAUUCUCCUUUGCAUUGGGAUUGCUGAGGACAAGCAUGAAGCAAUUCUUUGAAUUGAUAUUUUAGAACUCUAUUACUCCACCUAAUACUUUUGCAAUGAGAGUAGCAGGGGAAGAUUUAAUUGUACUUGCAAUAAGUGGAGUUGGAUAUAUGAUAAUAGUCUUCAUUUUGGAAUUCUUCGAGGACAAUGGUUCAUUAUAAAAGUUAGGGUCAAAUGAAGCAUCCAUUCCCUAUAAACCUAAAGUAUUGGAUGAUGAUGUGGAGAGAGAACAAUAACUCUGUUAAAAUUAUAAACCAUAUGACCAAGCCAUUUUGGUUAAGAAUUUGAGAAAGGUGUUUAUGUUAGAAAAGAAAUAACAUAAGGUUGCAGUUGACAAUAUUUCAUUCUCAGUUGGCAAUGGAGAAGUCUUUAGUUUAUUGGGUGUCAAUGGAGCUGGUAAAACAACUACCUUCAAAAUAUUAUCUGGAGAAUUGAAACCCACUUCUGGAGUUGCCUAUGUUUCUGGACAUAGUGUUAUUGAUCAAAUUUAAGAUGCCAGGAAAAACAUUGGAUAUUGUCCAUAAUUUGAUGCUUUAUUAGAAAAUCUUACAGUGAGAGAACAUUUGGAAUUGUUUGCUAAAAUUAAGGGAAUUUCUCAUUUUCAUCUUGCUGAGUUGGUAGAAAAAAAGAUGGUUGAAAUGGAUCUUAAGAGGUUUGAAUCUGUAGAAGCAGGUUAAUUAUCAGGUGGUAACAAAAGAAAGUUAUCAGUUGCCAUUGCUAUGAUAGGUAAUCCUCCUAUAGUAUUUCUUGAUGAACCGUCUACUGGUAUGGAUCCAGAAGCCAGAAGAUUCAUGUGGAAUGUUAUUUCAAGAAUUUCCACUUAAAGAAAACAAAGUUCAAUCAUUUUAACUACCCAUUCAAUGGAAGAAGCUGAGGCAUUGUCCACCAAAAUUGCCAUUCAAGUAGAUGGUAAUUUGAGAUGCUUUGGAUCUGUCUAGCAUGUUAAGAAUAAGUAUGGCCAAGGAUAUGAAGUUGAAAUCAAAUUAUAGAAACCACAUGCCAAUCUACUUGAUGCAGUUAUUAAUUAGAUGGGAUUAAGCAAAGGUAUCAAACUGAAUCAAUCAGCCACUCUCAGUGCACUAUAAAAGAUUAAUUAGACUCAAUUAAUGAAUUUUAUACAACCAAAGGAGUCAGGAUCACACUUGUACAAUGAUUUAAAUAGACAUGGAAUAAGUGUGGAAACAUUAGCAGAGUAUGUACUUGUCGAAUCAAAUGGAAGAGAAUUACUAAAUUUUAUUUAGUAGCAACUUGGACAAUUCUAAGUUAUUGAGCAUUUCUAAACAUUUUUUAGGAUUAGAUUGCUUUCUAAUAUUACAGCGGGGAGGUUAUUCUCAGCUUUUGAAAAGAAUAAAUAACAAUUGACAAUUUCCCAGUAUUCUAUUAAGCAAGCUUCUAUUGAAUAGAUAUUUAACAUUUUUGCAAAGCAAGAUUUGCAAUAAAAGGAUCAAGAGGUUCACAUUCAAGUUUCAUCAUGA
This is a messenger RNA of Paramecium octaurelia, 5259 nucleotides long. The record is from the annotation of a GenBank genome assembly. NCBI's taxonomy places the organism in Eukaryota, Ciliophora, Oligohymenophorea, Peniculida, Parameciidae.